Messenger RNA from Exophiala spinifera, 3360 nucleotides. RefSeq lists its product as uncharacterized. Gene Ontology annotation, molecular function: RNA cap binding. NCBI's taxonomy places the organism in Eukaryota, Fungi, Ascomycota, Eurotiomycetes, Chaetothyriales, Herpotrichiellaceae. Gene Ontology annotation, biological process: positive regulation of translation; mRNA stabilization. The record is from RefSeq and is a predicted model, not a curated record. The transcript has 3 exons. Gene Ontology annotation, cellular component: cytosol; cytoplasmic stress granule. Bases 1 to 3360 code for a protein of 1119 amino acids.
AUGUCUACACCUUCAGGCGCUGCGGCGCCAGCAUUCUCCUAUGCACAGGCUGCCAAAGGACUUACUCCAACAACUUCAAGUCACCCAACGCCGCGUAACGAAAGCCCUGCGUCCUCCGAGAAGAACACCAGAGAGCGUUCCGCCACAGAGUCAAACAUUGGCCAGCCAACAGGCAAAUCCAUUCGUGAGAAGAACGAAGCAGAUGGCAAAGCCAACACAGAGGCUGCACAGCAGAAAUCCUCCAGCGAGGCUACUCCGGAAAAGGAUGUUUCAGCCAACGUACAGAAAGUCCUCGACGCACCAGAAACUUCAUCUGAGCAGGCCGGCUUGUCCGGCAAAGAAUCUAGCCAGGAUUCCAACAAGGAUGAGGCAAGACCGCAGUUAGUGAAUGGACGAACAACAUCUUUAGACCAAGCUUCGGAGGUUUCUGGACAGGGAAGUGCAGAGAAAAAGCCCAGAGACUCGGAGGAUGACUGGGAAAAGAUUUCUGUUCCUUCAAUGACUGCUGAGAAAGAGUUGAAGGCGGCCCCCAUCCCCGUGGUCAAUUUCUGGCAACAACGAAUCGAGGCUGCUGCCGCUGCUAAGCUGAAGGAAAAUGCAGGCCAACAGCGAAGUGCACCGUCAAACACCUCAAGAUCCGCGCCUCCUCGUGAGGAUCCCAAAAGCAGAGAAACCCACGAACGCGAAAGCAAGUCCGGUGAAUUUUCUCGUGCUAACAGUCGAAAGGAAUCGAUACCAUCUCGUUCUGCCAAAGACAGAACCGACAUUGAAGCACCACCUUCUGUCGCUGAUGCCCAGGCAUGGCCAACUCCUGACAGUUCACUCAUCGAAGAACGGCGUAGGUCGAGUACGUACGAGAAGGGAGAUAGGAUCGAGAACAAAAGCGGUUCCCAGACGAAGUGGAAGACCAUGCCCUUUGUGCCGACUGCUAAGUUCGAGACCCAGCUUCCAGCUGCUGCGGCAAGAAGAGGUGGUAGAGGAGGCGGACGUGGUCGGGAUCCCGCCGGCCGGGGUGGUCAUGCUGGUACUGGCGAGAAGCAAGAUGUGCCAGGCUCUAUGGGCCCACCUCCUUUGCCAAAGCCAACAGGUGAACAGGAUCGUGGUCGCCGAACCGAAGGACAACGUCUUCCGCGUGCGGGUUCAGUUCCUACGAGCAGUACUCGCCCGGACAGCAAUGAAGAUGCGACCCCAUCAUUCCGCAAACCAGCUGCUCCUGUCAGUAAGGAACAGAGUGGUGGUGAAGAAUAUCCAACUCAGAAGACGGAACAAAGUUCGAGGUCGUCUUCCAGGCACACUGGACAAGCAGCAGGCCGGAAUACGAAUGGAGAGUCAGGCUCACCGUCUGCUCAGGCUGCUCCUCUUACUUUCGGUCAAUCAACUGAGCAUGGUUCCCGUUAUUCAUACUCUUUCGAUCGAUUCAAGGGAUCAGGAAGCAGCAAUCCCCGUGGCAACCCAGAAUUUGUCCGUGAACGUGGUUCAGGUCGCAAUCGAGACUGGUCUAGAGACAAACCUGAGUCUGCACGAGAGAAGGUUGAAUCCUGGCGCGACCGCGACUCAUCAGGUGAUCAGAGCAACCGACGCGAAACCCGUGCUGAGCGUGGCCGAGGAGGCGGUUACCGUGGGCGUGGCAACCACACCUACAACCCUCCUUUCAACUCAUCGCACCCAUAUACCGCACCAUUGCCUCAAAAUGGCUUCGAGACUAGGUCCAGCUCUCAUACCGAGAGGGGUUCGAGGCAGAUUUCGCAACCUUUCCAGCCGACCCAACCACCAUCGGGUUCGCGCAACACGUCACGUUCGCAGUCUAUUCCUGUCGGAAUGAUGUACCCAAAUUUCUACCCCAAUAUUUCCCAAGGCCUACCAGCACUGCAAACAGACAUGACGAUGUAUGGCUAUCCGCAGCCAGUGCAGUUGCAGCCAGGAAUUAUGAGUGCUGUGCCAUUCAACGAUCCACUGAAUUCAUAUGCUCUGCUAUCAAUGGUUAUGACCCAGAUUGAGUACUAUUUUUCGAUCGACAACCUAUGUAAGGAUCUCUUCUUGAGGAAACAUAUGGAUGGACAGGGUUAUGUGCCACUUCGGGUAAUCGCAAACUUCAAGCGCAUCAAGGCUUUGACGGAGGACAACAUGACUAUCGACACUCUACGCUACGUCUGCCAACAAGUCAAGAGUGUGGAGUACUUUCUUGGAGCAGAUGGAGAUGAUCGCCUUCGUCGCCGAGACGGCUGGCGUGAUUUUGUGCUGCCGGAGGAAGAGCGCUUCACAGACGCCCGCAACGACGGCCCUUCGCAAUCAGCCGAGCAGCGUGUUUCAUCUUCUCAGUACGAGCAGCCAGCACCCUUUGACCCAUCCUUUGGUAUGGGCCAAAUCCGCGGCACUGGGAUGGGCGUUCCAACAACAAAUGGCAUGUUUCACCCAGCUUCCCCAAUGUCCUUCCUGCCCGGAGCUCAAGUCGAAGGUCAAGCACCUUUCGCGGCACCGUUCGAAGGCGUUUCUCCCGAAGAAGUCUCAAAUGUCGGCUACAAUCAGAGAUCAGCACCAACCAGCUCCACACCUGCCCAAGUCAGCGGUGUCGUUAUGGGUGGUCUAGCAAACGGCCAUCAUCGCGAGUCUUCUCGGGCAGACAUAGAAGAAAAUGCCUUCCCUGAUGAGGAAAUUCCAAACAUCAACAUUCGAAUGCAGCCUCGUACCUCAGCUGAGACCAAACAGCCUGCCGCUGGCGCUCCUUCUGCGGCUCCAGGAACUGGUGAGGGUAAUGCAGAUCAAAAACAAGCUCACAUUUCGAGCUUGAGCCUGCGAGGAGGUGCAGGCAGCCCGCAGCAACUCGAAGCACGAAAUAAUCUUUCUUUUGGAAAAGAUGCUACGGUUUCCGUGGCUGAUUCGGUCACCUACUUUACAAAGGAUGGCCAUGAGACCCAACUUCCACCUCCUCUGUCUGGUCAGUAUGACCAGAGCUAUCAAACAGUUCAUGACAUGGUUUUUCAGCAAAAGCUUCUUGGCAUCGAUGGUGCCCUGGAGCCCCUUUACUCGUUUUGGAGCGACUUUCUCGUCGACAAAUUCAAUGUGGGCAUGUAUGAGGAAUUCAAAUCAACCGCCAGCGCAGAUAUGGAAGAAGGCAGUGCUAGCGGCAUGAAUCAUCUUAUUCGUUACUAUGGCAAGGUCCUGAGUGGUCCUAUUCCCAUCAGUGAACGCCUGGCUGCUGAUAUGGUUCAGUUUUCACGGCAAGAAACUGAUGUUGCAUCUUCUCUCCUUCAUACACUUCGAGGCGCAUGGCGCAAUGGUGCUACCAACAUGAAAACUAUCAAGAGGCUCGGCGAUGUUCUGAGCGCUGAGGAAAAAGCCGAACUCGACAAAAGUGGCUGA